AUGAAGAAGCGAUCGAUGCCUUUGAGCACUUUAUUGGACAAUGCGGUGGCUGACAAUAACCCUUCCCCCAACUAUAAGCUCUAUAGAAAAAUAUCACACGUAGCAAAAAAAAACGAGCAGGUCUGUUUAGUCCUUCGCUUGCAGUUGUUAAACAAAUUAAGAUCACACCCCUUUCGAUUUAUUCCGUCCUUGGAAGUCUAUUACUGUGUAUGUCUGAUGGAAUACCUGAUCAUUAAAAUGAAGUCCUUUCUGUGUUAUAUCACCGACGAAGAGUUCGUUAAAGCUCUUGACAAGAUGGCACAGUUCAAUAAACUAGUGGGACUGUUCAAAUCAAAGCCAACACUGACACAACUCAAAGUGAUGAACUUCAUUCAACUUGUCAUCGAAUAUGAAGACACGGAACUGUACAAAGAACUCUUCGAACAAUAUAAAGCAAAGGGCGUCCAAUUUCCACCACUUGUAGAACCUGAGUAUGAGGACGAUUCAACGAAGACUUCACUCUGUCAAACGCCAUCAGUGCAAAUAGAUGAAGACGACAUGAAGAAUAUGUCGAACUUUGUUGUCCCCAAAUUUGAGCUAAAAGAGCGGCAACAUACAUUUAGAAGUGAACUUCCAAAACCGCCAGUUAUAGCACAAACGGAUCACGAAUUGUUCAGUCCAUUGCCUGAGGACUUUAGAAAACUUUUACAGAAGAUGGCGGAGUUCCACGAAUUGUGUAAAGAGCCGUUGAAGAAGAGCAAUUUACUCCGAAACGGCUCAUUACAAAUUCGACACCAAUUGCAGUGCGACGAGUCGUUCUUCCAAAAGGCUUUGGACAUCCAAAAAGAGUUCAAAAGGCAGUUCAAUGAGUAUUCCAAUUUAGAGGACUGCGACGACGAAAUAGUUGCUGCCCUUACAGAAGAAGGUAGAAAGAUAGGACACAUCGUUAGAGUCUUCAAGAACGAAAUUUCACGAGUCAAAAAGCUUGAAACAAAAAUCGAGAGUGGCGUCGGAGAAGUCGUUCUCGCGGAAGUCCCGUCAUACGAUGUCGACGCGAUGAUGACAGCAACGGUGACAUAUCCGAAGACACAUGGAGAUGCAGUCAAGAUUAUGGAUAUGAUGAGUCACACAAAAGGAAAUACACUGAGUCGAGAUGAUUCAGUCACAGAGAGCGCAACAGAGUCGACGAGUAACUCGGCUACACCUUCAGGAAUAAAACAUAACGGUACUAAAAAGUAUAUCCCACCACUCGCUCAAAGCUUUAAUGGACCACAAGCAAGACCUAUGAUGUUUAAAAGCUUUAAAGGGUUACCAAAAAACACACAGAGCGUCGAUACAAGUAGACUAUAUACAGGAUACUUAUAA
Molecule: messenger RNA, 1344 nt
Organism: Entamoeba invadens IP1
Lineage: Eukaryota; Evosea; Mastigamoebida; Endamoebidae
Exons: 2
Coding region: 1-1344 (447 amino acids)
Source: RefSeq, a predicted model, not a curated record